CCAGCGUCUCCUCGGUCCAAUCCAGUUUCAGGCGAGAACACCGCUCCUGGGCGAAGAAGCUUGAGAGAGGCCAGGACGACUUCUCGGCAAGCUGCUGCCGAAACCCUCCUGUGCCCAGGCUUAGAGUCCUUGCUUGGCGCCCGCCUGCGUCCUCCUGAGGGUGCACUGUGCGAUGGCGGUUCCUGAGUUCCGGAGCCCACAGUGCAGGGCACUAUGCACGACGCUGCUGCUGACCCUCUGGGUCUUCAGUUUUGUUGGUGAAGCCUGUAAAGAGGUGACAUUCCAUGUACCUUCAACACUAGAGGCAGAUAAGAUCAUCGGCAGAGUUAGUUUGAAAGAGUGUCUCAGCUCGGCAGAUGGCAUCAUGCCAAGUGAUCCUGAUUUCAGAGUUCUAGAUGAUGGGUCAGUUUAUCCGACCAGAGCUGUUGUAUUGUCUGAUGAGAAAAGAUCUUUUACCAUUCAGCUUUCCGAUUCAAAGAUGCAGACACAGAAAGAGAUCACUGUAAUCCUGGAGCACAAGAAGAAGGUACUGAAAAAAAGACACACUAAGGAAACUGUCCUCAGAAGAUCCAAGAGAAGAUGGGCACCCAUUCCAUGUUCAAUGCAAGAAAAUUCCUUGGGUCCCUUCCCAUUAUUUCUUCAACAGGUUCAGUCUGAUGCAGAGCAGAACUACACAAUCUUCUAUUCAAUAAGUGGGCGUGGAGCUGAUCAAGAACCACUGAAUUGGUUUUUCAUCGAGAGAGACACUGGGAAUCUAUAUUGUACUCGGCCUGUGGAUCGUGAGGAAUAUGAUGUUUUUGAUUUGAUUGCCUAUGCAUCCACUGCAGAUGGCUAUUCAGCAGAUUUACCUCUCCCACUGCCCAUCAAAAUAGAGGAUGAAAACGACAAUUACCCUCUUUUUACAGAAGAAGUUUAUGCUUUUGAAGUUCCAGAAGGCAGUAGAUUUGGUACUAUAGUGGGAACAGUUUGUGCCACGGAUAAAGAUGAGCCUGACACUAUGCACACACGCCUCAAGUACAGCAUCUUGGAGCAGACCCCACCAUCACCUGGGCUCUUUUCUGUGCACCCUGACACCGGUGUCAUCACCACCGUCUCUCACUACAUGGACAGAGAGGUCGUGGACAAGUACAAACUGAUAAUGAAAGUUCAGGACAUGAAUGGCCAAUUUUUUGGACUAAUCAGUACAUCAACUUGUAUCAUAACCGUGCAAGAUUCCAAUGACAAUGCACCCACAUUCAGACAAAAUACUUAUGAAACUGCUGUGGAGGAAAAUACAUAUAAUGUUGAAAUCUUGCGCAUACCUGUAGAUGAUAAGGACAUGAUUAACAGUGCCAACUGGAAGGCAAAUUUCACCAUCUUAAAAGGAAAUGAAAAUGGAUGGUUCAAAAUCACAACAGACCCCAUGACAAAUGAAGGUCUUCUGUGUGUUGUGAAGCCACUGGAUUAUGAAGAAAAUCGUCAAGUGACCCUAGAGAUUGGCGUGAACAACGAAGCUCCAUUCAUUAAAGAUGUUGCAAACCGAAUUCCCACCAUGAACCGGGCUAUGGUUACAGUCCAUGUGAAGGAUCAGAAUGAGGGGCCAGAAUGCAAGCCCCCAGAGCAAUAUGUGCGGAUCAAAGAGAACUCAGCAGUUGGGUCUAAGAUCAAUGGCUACAAGGCCUACGACCCUGAAACCAAGAAUAGCAAUGGCUUAAGGUACAAAAAAUUGCAGGAUCCUAAAGACUGGGUCAGCAUUGAAGAAGUUUCGGGGUUGCUCACCAUAUCAAAAACCCUAGACAGAGAAAUAAUGGCUCCAAGAAAUGACAUGUACAAUAUUACAGUCAUGGCAAUUGACCAAGAGGGUAAAUCAUGCACAGGAACACUUGCAGUGAACAUCGAGGAUGUGAAUGACAACGCACCAGAGAUAAUUCAAGAUUAUAUUGUUAUCUGUAAGCCAAAGAUGGGGUACACGGACAUUUCAGCUGUGGAUCCUGAUGAACCUAUCCAUGGCCCUCCCUUUCAGUUCAACUUGGCAAACACCUCUCCAGAAGUCAACAGAAUCUGGACCCUCAACCAAGUUAAUGAUACAGCUGCCCGCCUGUCCUAUCAGAAAACUGCAGAUGUUCAAAUAUACAAUGUUCCUGUCACUGUAAAAGACAGAGCAGGCAAAUCUGCAACCAAAAUGUUGAGAGUUAACCUGUGUGAUUGUACUCAUCCUAGCCAAUGUCCGCUCAGAUCAAGGAGUGCAGGAAUCACCCUGGGAAAGUGGGCCAUCCUUGCCAUCUUGCUGGGCAUUGCUCUGCUAUUUUCGGUACUGCUAACUUUAGUAUGUGGAGUUGUUACUGCCCGAAAAGGAAAACAUUUCCCUGAAGAUUUAGCACAGCAAAACUUAAUUAUAUCAAAUACCGAAGCACCUGGGGAUGACAGAGUGUGCUCUGCCAAUGGAUUCACCACCCACACUGCCAACAACUCCAGCCAAGGCUUCUGUGGUACAAUGGGGUCAGGAAUGAGGAAUGGUGGGCAGGAGACCAUCGAGAUGAUGAAAGGACACCAGACCUUGGACUCCUGCCGUGUGGCUGGGCAUCACCAUACCCUGGAUUCCGGCAGGGGAGGACACAUGGAUACUGACAACUGCAGAUACACAUACUCAGAGUGGCACAGUUUCACUCAACCCCGACUCGGUGAAGACUCCAUUAGAGGACACACUGAUUAAAAAUUAAACAUAAAAGAAAUUGCAUGUGUGUAAUCAGAAUGAAGACCACAUCCCAUCCCAAGACUAUGUCCUCACCUAUAACUACGAAGGCAGAGGGUCUCCGGCCGGCUCUGUAGGUUGCUGCAGUGAAAAGCAAGAAGAAGAGGGACUUGACUUUUUAAACAACUUGGAACCCAAAUUUCUUACAUUGGCAGAAACAUGCACAAAGAGAUAAUGCCAGUGGGUUACAACUUGAGAUAACCUUAUCAGACAUUCCAGAAAUUUGAAACAAUGAUACUGUAAAACAGACUCAGUACUUACACAAAAUGGUCUUGAGUUAUGCUGGCUUGACAUGUGAUAUUCUGAGUGUAGUCUAGUGUAAAAUUGACACAUAUUCGGAAGAAACCAUUUGUGAAAUUCUGAUAUUUUCCAGGAGUUUUGUGCUGUGUGUAACUCUCCUGCCAGGUAAGGCAGGAACUGUGCUCCUGUGCCUGGUCUGUUAUAGGGUCACGAUCCUGGCUGUGUGCAGGGCAUGUAUCUUCAAGUACUGCUAAGGUAUACCUACAUUGUGUGGCCAAGAGCUUCUGCACAUAUUAUUUUCUCCAUUUUACAAUCUCCCCCUAUCAAUUUGCAUUGUAAAUGCAGCUUGUUGCUGACCACUUUUCAAAGAGUACAAGUGUUAAAACAGAGGACCAGAAGCGCUCAAGCUGUAGUAGUAGCGUUAAGUAAGGUCCACAGAGGACUCACCCUGCCAGGAGGAUAUUUUCCAAACAAAUGAAACUAUUAGUCUGAAAAUAGUUAAGUUGUACCACUAUCACAUCCUUCUAAGGAUGGUUUAAGAAACAAACAAAACACCAAGGAAGGAUGUUUCAGGGCAGAACAAACUUAUGAUGCAUUACAUUAAAACUUUUACAGAGCUGAAGAUCAGGGCCUGCCUCUUUAUAAUUUCUAUCAAAUACUUUAUUGGACUUUGGAAACAAACUUUUGUACACUGGCCUAAUGUGUACCAUUUUUCUGUUUCAGCACCUUCUGAAGCCAGUGUUUAUUUGUAACCAAAGUAUGCACUGGAAUGACAUUUAAAAUGCAAAGGAAACAACAAGGAAAAUGACAAUGAUUGAAAAUAAAGCUGGAGAUGGCUUAUCUUGUAACAAGAAAUCAGGAUCUUAAAGGAGUAGAUUCCCUUCUGCCAGGCUACUGUGGGCUGUGUGACACCUAAAGGUGUCAGCUUCUGCCUGCUUGAGUAAUUUGUUUAAAUUUAGAAACAUAUAUUGUAGUUUUAGUGGGGAAGAAAGAGACAGCCACAUGGAAGAGUAGAUUCAUUUUGUAGGAUAUAUAUAAAUUUGUGCAUUUAAACAUUAGCAGCCAAUUAAGAGAUUUCAGCCCUCAACACUGCUGGGGCCUGCAGUUCACAGAAAGGAUGUAGUUUUCUUGGGACCUAGUGUUGACAAACGCUGAAAUACAUGCUCUACCACUCUUUUCUUCUAUGUGUUCUCUCCUUUUCUUUUCUUUUCUUUUCCUUUCUUUUAUUUUAUUCUAGGUUAUUGGAUUACCUCUGCAUAUUGGCUGGCCUCAAAAUCUUAGUCCUCCUGUUGCAGUCUCUGGAUAUUAGAAUUAUAGGCAGGUACUGCCAUUCUUGUUAUUGAAGUAGAGCCAAUUGGUCUUGUCUUUUAAAGUUGGAGCUUUCAUGGUGCUGGGAGAUAGUGGGGAAAAUGUUGUUACCUUCUUGUGGACUCGGAAUCGUAGCUUUGUUUCCAGAACCCACUCAGACUUUAUGUGAAAGUAGUUCUGGCAGCUGUCCAGAGACCCAGCCCUUCUUUUUCCUGUCUGCCAUGGCUGUUUGAAAGCCCUGCAGCAGAUUCACUGAGCUGGCAAAUCUUCCAGAACUCUAUAAUCCUUCAGAGUGACUUUAGUUUUACUUUUAUCAGUUUGCUUUGUUAGAGGGGAUUUAUCACUUACAGAAGAACCAGGAAUUUUGGAUCUAUGCAGGCAGGACCUUUUUCAGACCUCUUCUCAUCUGGAAUAUGAAAUCAGGAAAGUGGGCUGCAAUGGGGGAUGUAACUCAGCCUGGCAUGGACAAAAUAAAGGAAUUGAGUCCAAGCUUUGCAUAAAACAGGCAUGAUGACAACAUGCCUGUAGCCACAGCACUUAGGAGGUAAGGAACAGGAAAAUUGAGGGAGUUCAACGUUCUCCAUAAUUAUGUGAGAAGCUUGAGGCCAGUUUAGGUUACAUGUGGUGAGUCUUUGAAUGGGCCAGAAUUGUUAUACUGGUCAAACUACAUGUGCAUCUAAGAUUCUGAUUAGAUUUUAAUUUUUUUUCCUGUUUUUAUUUUACCCCAAGGGUUACUUUCAUGAUAGAUUUUUGAAACAAUCAAUUUUUUUUGUUCACAGCAUCAUAUAAUAUUUUAUUCUUCUCACAUGUAUAGGUGAAAAUUGUGCUAUUUUAGUAAGAAAAAUCAGCUCUCCUUUUGUAACUCUUUCCUUCCCUCCCCUGGGUUUUUAUGUAAAUGUACAGUACAUUUUUUUUCUUACAUUUAUAAGGAAGAAGUUAACUGUCUAAAGAACAAGUGGAGUUUAUUUUUCAAUGUUAUAAAUAACUUUAAUUUGACAAUUAAAUUGCGUUUGAACCUUGUCAAAUAAAAACAAACAAGCCUUGAAUGUGU
Molecule: messenger RNA, 5330 nt
Organism: Mus caroli (Ryukyu mouse)
Lineage: Eukaryota; Metazoa; Chordata; Mammalia; Rodentia; Muridae
Source: RefSeq, a predicted model, not a curated record